This is a messenger RNA of Aspergillus ibericus CBS 121593, 835 nucleotides long. RefSeq lists its product as uncharacterized. The record is from RefSeq and is a predicted model, not a curated record. Gene Ontology annotation, biological process: regulation of DNA-templated transcription. The transcript is spliced from 3 exons. Bases 137 to 835 code for a protein of 232 amino acids. NCBI's taxonomy places the organism in Eukaryota, Fungi, Ascomycota, Eurotiomycetes, Eurotiales, Aspergillaceae. Gene Ontology annotation, molecular function: zinc ion binding; DNA-binding transcription factor activity, RNA polymerase II-specific.
GCUAUCUUCUGACACUUCAGUGAAAGUCGAAUGAAAUCUUGGCGGAGACGCCGACCGUACCCACAACGCGGACAAUAGUUGUUUCUUGGAGGUAACCUGGCAGGUUCCCCCCAUAGCGGAGACCAAUUAUUGCGCCAUGACAAGGAAGGGCUCAAGCCAAGUGGGAACUGCGAACAACAAAGCGACGAAACCGUGUCACCACCCAGGUGACGUAAUGUCGAUCCAUGCGACUUGGAUGCCACAGCGGAUCGCGCGGGUACGCUUUCUUUGCGGUGCCAGAGCGCUUCGCCUGUGGUCGUCUCAAGGAUUCCUGUCGAUAGGGAAUGACAGCCGAGUGAGUGCAAGUUAUUGUCCCUCAACGGACGCCAUGUCGGACACAGUAGCACGGCCGGUUGAGAAUUCAGUGAGUUGCGGGUUUACUCGGAAAAACAUGGGAGGAGACUGCUUUCUGAAGCGUUUUUCGCAAUGGUUCUGGUCGGCGUGGAUGAUCGCCGGCUCGGAGACCCACGAGGCCCUUGCGGAUCCCGCGAAUCGCCCUGGAGCCACAAAUGGUGCCUCAACCAGCGGUGCUGGCACUGCAAGAGCUUCCUCUACUGGAUAUGAGAAUGAUAUAAGACUGCCGGAACAGUCUGAGAACAAGCACAGUCAUCCCUGCAAGGCUUGCCAAACCUGGGGAGUCACCUGCGAUCAGCAGAAACCGCGAUGUUCGCAUUGCCUGGAUCAGCAGAUACUGUGCUUUUAUGUGACGCCUCCUCGCAGGUCAAUGAAACGGUCAACCAAGCCGCGUUCAGCCCACCUGGAGGUCGUAAAUUCCCCACGUUUGCUGGCGAAUUGA